AUGCCGCGGGCGCCACGGUCGGUACAAUCACGACCCGAUCACAGCAGCGAGAGGAGGAGACGAGCAGCCGAGGGAAGAGGACAGACUUCAGAAUGCCUCAUGUUUGCAUUUGGGGAUUUGUGGCCGUGGCGCUCUGAGAUGGAGGGCAGGGUUCAGGAUCGUGGGGUAACGACUGAUUUGAGCUCGUUCCAACGAAGCUUCAGCUGGAAGUGUAGCACACGCCGCUUCUCGGACAUUACCGUGUUAUUCUACGACAAGCACUAA
Messenger RNA from Knipowitschia caucasica, 264 nucleotides. The record is from the annotation of a GenBank genome assembly. NCBI's taxonomy places the organism in Eukaryota, Metazoa, Chordata, Actinopteri, Gobiiformes, Gobiidae.